GUUUUUGACAUUUCAUCAUUGCUGACAACAUGACGCCGCUAAAUUUUGACAAUUUGCUUUGUAAUCAUGGCGUCCGAACGUUACAGUUUCUCUCUCACCACUUUUAGCCCUUCAGGGAAAUUAGUUCAAAUCGAAUAUGCUUUAGCUGCCGUAGCCGCCGGCGGUACGUCCGUCGGUAUCAAAGCAUCCAAUGGCGUGGUGAUAGCCACAGAGAACAAGCACAAGAGCAUCCUGUAUGAUGAGCACAGCGUCAACAAGGUCGAGAUGAUCACCGGACAUAUAGGUAUGGUGUACUCAGGCAUGGGUCCGGACUACCGCCUGCUCGUCACUCAGGCCCGCAAGAUGGCACAGCAGUACUUCCUGAUGUACCACGAGCCCAUACCCACGGCGCAGCUCGUGCAGCGAGUUGCUACUGUCAUGCAAGAGUAUACACAGUCUGGUGGAGUCCGUCCCUUCGGCGUUUCACUUCUCAUCUGCGGCUGGGACAGCGACAGGCCGUACCUGUUCCAGUGCGACCCCUCCGGCGCCUACUUCGCGUGGAAGGCCACCGCUAUGGGCAAGAACUAUAAUAAUGGCAAGACUUUCUUGGAGAAGAGGUACACAGAAGAACUAGAACUGGAUGACGCUGUCCACACAGCGAUCCUCACUCUAAAGGAAGGCUUCGAAGGUCAGAUGACGGCAGACAACAUCGAAGUCGGCAUCUGUGACGCCGCCGGCUUCCGGAGACUCGAGCCCGCGCACGUCAAGGAUUAUCUGGCUAACAUCCCCUAAGAAUGUGUUAAUUUUAUAUAUGUAAACUGAAUUAUUAAAAGAAAAGUGUUUUUUUAUGUA
This is a messenger RNA of Helicoverpa zea (corn earworm), 831 nucleotides long. It is a transcript of the gene Prosalpha2, whose product is annotated as proteasome subunit alpha type-2. NCBI's taxonomy places the organism in Eukaryota, Metazoa, Arthropoda, Insecta, Lepidoptera, Noctuidae. Gene Ontology annotation, cellular component: proteasome core complex, alpha-subunit complex; proteasome core complex. Gene Ontology annotation, biological process: ubiquitin-dependent protein catabolic process. Bases 67 to 771 code for a protein of 234 amino acids. The record is from RefSeq and is a predicted model, not a curated record. The transcript has 6 exons.